UAGCGACGAGCCGCGCAGUCCGAGUAAGGACGACGCACAGUGCGGAACACCGCCGCCACCGCCUCUGACGUUGUGUGCCACAAACUCCAUUUUAAAAGGACGAAUCGUUGCUACCAAAAUAAUUACUACUCUCUCUAAGUGACUGGUGAACUUUCAGGCUACCCAUUGUUUUUAAAAAAAAAAGAAAUAUUCAAGUUUACUCGAUUCUAAAAAAGAAAAAACAACACAAACUUCUCAAGCAGCAACUCCCUUCAUCAUCAACAACAACUUCACCACUGUGCUACAAAUUUUACUCUACGAAAGAAACUUCAAUUCAAGACAACAACAAGAUCUAAGGAUCACGUGAGAGAGAUCAAAACAGAGUUAGAGGUGAUAUAGAACAGCCUCCAAGCGCACACAAAGAAAAGAAAGUUUUAGAAAAAUUACCAGCAAUUACUUUUGCAUCACCAGCAACAACGUCGUCGUCGUCGUCACAUCUUGAGACUCGCCCUCAAAGCUUCCCACAAUGCAUCUUGAAAUUCAAGUCGCACUUAACUUUGUUAUCUCCUACAUGUACAACAAACUGCCAAGGCGACGAGUCAACAUAUUUGGUGAGGAGCUGGAAAAAGCACUCAAGGAGAAAUUUGAGGGCCACUGGUACCCUGACAAGCCAAUGAAAGGAUCAGCUUACCGCUGCCUUAAAACAGGGGACCCCAUUGACCCUGUUUUGGAAAAGGCAGCCAGAGAAGCUGGAAUGGAGGUAAGAGAAAUCAAGGAUAACCUUCCAGAGGAUCUUGCAGUCUGGGUAGACCCUGGUGAGGUCUCUUACAGGAUUGGAGAGAAAGGUCAGAUCAAAGUUCUCUAUUCAGAGGCAGCAGAAUCUGCAACACAGGAGGAGAACCUCGACAAAGAGGUGACCAAAACCUUCAACCCAGAGGCACAGUGCUUUAAACCCAUUGAUAACCUGAGUUCGUCCCUUAGCAAUGUGUCGAUCAGCCCAAAGUCGACGUCCCCAUAUUCUGCCAGUUCGCCCACGCCGCCCUUCAAACAGAGGGAAGCCUCGCCUAUCAACGCCUUCCUUAACAAGAGCUCCGCCCCUCUUACCUUUACAACUGCGACAUUUGCCCAGACAAAAUUCGGGUCCACAAAGUUAAAGACAAGUACCAAACGAGCAAACCGUAUGUCACCUACAGAGUUCUCACACUACAUCAAGCAACGCCAGAUGAUUCAGCAGCAACAACAUGUACAACAGCAGCAGCAGCAACAACAACAACAGGCAGUGGCUGUAGCGACGGCAGGGUUCGGUAGCCAGUUCCCACCGUCCAGGCCUCGUUCUCUCAGCCCCAACCCUCCAAUGGAGCCCCAAGGUGUGUAUUUCCCUGGUGGUGCCCCUGGUGGUGGAGCAUAUAACCCUUGGGGUCGCGGAAUGUUUGAGCAGGGCUUCACCUCACCGUCCUUCAUCACUGACCUGCUACCAGCCACAAGCCAACAGGCGCCUGGACCCAAAUUCCCACCAAUGUACGAGCAGCUCAGUGGCGGGAUGAUGGGUGGUGCUGCCCCUGGAGCAGCUUCCAUGGGUACGGCGGGUGAAAAGGCAAAUGCACUAAGCGAAGGUGUGAUGGGCGUGUACCCAGCCUCUCAGUACCAGCACCUGUUAGUUGCCAACUAGAGGAUGGGCGGGGCAGCCGCAGCACCAGCAGCCUUCCCGUUGUCUCCCUGACCCGCCACUGAACAAAAUCAAAAGGUGUCGUCUCUUAAUGGACUUGAGUGUGCCCCAGCAGGAGAACGGGCGGGCGUGUGGGCGUCGUGUGGGCGGGGCAGCUGGCUGCUGGCCGCCGCCGCCCCCACCACCGCACCAGCAGAUCUGACACCACCUGCCAAUAUCCUUCACCUUUUAUAAUUUUGUACUGCCUCAGGUAUAGACGCUUUUGGUUUAUAGAAUAAUAAAGAAUAUGCCCAUAUUACAUAUAGAACAAUGCAGAGCUGCCCAAGGGUUAUAUAUCGGACUAUGGUCAUUGAAAGGUUGACUUUUUCAAAGCCGAUGGUUGUGAAUCUGUACAUAGGUUAUGUUUGAAAGAACAAUAUGAGGGUUCCUGUAUUGUAGAAGUGCUCGAGAUUGUUCACACUUGUUGUAAGCAUGGAUAAGAUUACAUUGUUGUACAAUAUGUACUCUUUAUUAUCAUUAACAAAUAUGGCAUAUAUUUUUCUUACUUGUACAACUUAACUAACCGGUACGGUUUCUCUUAAGGUACGAAAACUAAAUAAUUUUGUGAUAAGAUGUGUGAUAGAAGAAUGCAGUAGCGGUCCAGUACAAAUACACACCCAGUCUUGUUGCCCCUAUUCAAAGGAAAAAGGUUCUGCGGAGGGACGCUAAUGCUAAAUUCAUCAAACACGACAACCCCAUCAUUACCACCUGAUUAUGAACAGCCAAUGAAUACCUAAAUAACCAUUUUUACUUCUACAAUACCUCUAUAAAUACUCUUCUUGCUUUUAGGGGGUAGACCUUUCCAAGUUUUACAAAUUUUAAGUCUUCAUAAUAAUGUAUGUCCCAAAGAACAAAGUUUAAAGCCAAGAUGUCACUAAGUGACAUCCUGGUGAGCACUUAGAUGACACCAAAGUGGCAUCAAGGUGAUUACACUAAGGUGACAAGAUGGGCACGAGGUAAAUAUAUAGAGAAGGAAUGAGUGAUGACUGCUUGCCGAUUGCCGAGUGGAAAAGAAAGAGAUAAGUUGGGAUGUGAGAGAUGAGCGAGAGAAGGAGCAAGAGAAGGGGAGAGAGCGCAAGAUGAAAAAGAGAUAAUAUAUAGAACUGGUGAUGGUUUGGAGGGUCUUUGACGAUAGUGUUGAAUAUUUUGCUGUUACAUGUUUUAUCUCAUAUCGACGGUAGAUGAGACUAGAUAAAGUAGAUACAUAGUAGAUGAUAACUCGCUGGGCCAUGUCGCGUCCACGAGAAAUUUUAUAUUGAAUGUUAUGUGUUAGUUUUCAGAAGUUUUUGGUGAUUGUGUGAAUGAUGGUUAAUAUUUUGGUAAGAUUUCUACCAGGUGUAGCAUAACCCAUUCUGUCUGCAAAGAUCCUUUUAAAACUCACCUUACCUAUUGUUGUGUAGUUUUGGAUUGGUACGUUUACAAGUGUCUCGUUAGGCUGGGAAAUGCUGUCACUCAGCCAUAAACCAUUUAACCAGACCAGAGCUACUUCUCUUCAUGGAAAUGAAAACAAAUAUUUGUGUGGAUAUGAGCGCAGCAGGAGUCUUAAGGUCUGAUGCCAGGGUUUAAGACUUUCUUGAAUUCAAGGUCUUAACUGAAAUGGAAUAAAUUUAGUGAUGAGUUGACAUACUAUCAUGUUAAUGUCAAUUUUCAAUUACAAGGUGAUGCCAGUGAUACAAGAUAUUACUCUGCAAUUUGAAAGAGUCAGAAAGUUAAAACAAUUUUGAAAUAUUUUAAUGUGAAGGACCUUACUGAGUCUCAAAGGUCUUAGCUAGGCCAAGGCCUUAACACUGACUGACUCUGCUGUUAGUUGCCCUAUGGGUUACUGAGCGCUCCUAAGACAUCAUCAUCUAAUGGGAAGGGCAAAAAUUAAAUUUAUAAAAAUGUCAAUGACCAACAAAAAUUUCUAUUUGAUUUUUGUUCAUUGUUCUAUCAAUGAUGAUGAUCAUUAACUUUUGUAAUUAGAAUAUGCGCUUGGGGUUCCUAAGAGCUUCUAUUGUUCUCAGCUUAAGUUUGGCAUUAGACACAAAUACUGCAAUGGCACAGUAGUACUUCCUUUGUGUAAAAUAUGGAUAGACACUAAGAACCAUUAACCUGUGAGCAAUGAGUAGACUAUUAGAGGUUAUGGUCAAUUUGAUAACUCUUAUUAAUUUAAUUGUACCUAAUAUAGUGGGUUUUGUAUUGCUAAGAACAUCUGUUGCCAGUCAAUAUUUGUGUCUGUUUGUGUAAGCACGAGAGCUUGGCAGUAAAAGCUUUUGGAGAACAUGGAUCUAGUUGAAAAACUCUCAGAGUGAGCUUAAAAAGAUCUAUGCCUCUUCUAUCGGCCAUUCAAAUUCUGUAUGUAGUUUUGGAAUCACUGAAACAUUGGUCCUGGAACACCCAAUGAAUGUGGAUGGGCAGUGAUGAGAUGGAGACAUGGAAAUUUUUAAGUCCAUCAGAUGUUAACUAUACUUGCAUCUCAAAUUAUUAUGCAGCCCAUUCCUGUUUCAUAUAUGAAUUUGUCAUUAUUAUAUUGUCUUUCUAGUCACAAAGUUACUACUAUUUUUCUAAACCGUGACGCCAUAUAUUCCUGCUUGCCGGGAUAAAACAGGCAGUCUGCAAGUAUAAUAUAAUAUAUUCAUUUUUAUAAUUUCUUAUGUUUUUAUUAUUGUGAAAGAAUUAAUAAAUGUGUAGUUUGCAAAUUUA
Molecule: messenger RNA, 4366 nt
Organism: Macrobrachium nipponense
Lineage: Eukaryota; Metazoa; Arthropoda; Malacostraca; Decapoda; Palaemonidae
Product: protein Tob1-like
Exons: 2
Coding region: 506-1648 (380 amino acids)
Biological process (GO): regulation of gene expression
Cellular component (GO): nucleus; cytoplasm
Molecular function (GO): transcription corepressor activity
Source: RefSeq, a predicted model, not a curated record